Messenger RNA from Penicillium macrosclerotiorum, 3978 nucleotides. Its product is annotated as nucleoporin Nup120/160. Gene Ontology annotation, molecular function: structural constituent of nuclear pore. Gene Ontology annotation, cellular component: nuclear pore. The transcript has 3 exons. The record is from RefSeq and is a predicted model, not a curated record. Lineage: Eukaryota; Fungi; Ascomycota; Eurotiomycetes; Eurotiales; Aspergillaceae. The coding region runs from base 1 to 3978 and encodes 1325 amino acids.
AUGGCGAAAAUAUACAAGGACACGAGAGUUGACCUACAGCCUUUUUCAUUGUCGACGGUCGCUAAUAUUCAGAUCUCGACACGUGAGGGCGCGUUCCGUCGGCCUCACUUUUCGAUCUCGUCCUCCAGUCAGCCCGAAGUACCGAUCGCUAAAGACGAAGAUGAAUUCGCCCGACGUUACCUGGCGACUCAGGGCGCCGUCUACUUCAGAAAACGCAAAACCUACCCGAGAACGUUCGUGUGGCGAGUCGUGGACGAUAAUAAGGUGCUAGAACUGAAAUGCGCGGACUUAACGAAGAGUGGAACGGAGCACUCUGAAUACAAUAUCACGCUGCGCCUUCACUUCCCAGAUCAGAUUCUUCCUUCGGGAGUGGCUUUAUCCGAUGUCGAGGAUCAUGAAAUCCUCAGUGUCUUUGUGAUUACGGCAUCGAAACACCUACACACCCUCUCCCUCCGUCCUGAGUUCUUCCGGAGGCUGGAAUCCAUUGACGACAAUGUGACAGAGUGGUGCAAGACAUGUGUCCCCGCACCUCUUUCUUUCUCUCACCCCCAUCGACUUUAUGCAAGCAGCCCACUGGAGCUGUUCAUCUCUCUUGACAAUGGCGCGCUUUUGCGACUAACUCGAAGGGCCGGAGAUGAUGGCUCGCACUGGUCUCCUUUGACAUUCGACGAGCGAACAUGGGGCGCUUCGAUCCGUGGUCUGGUGAAAUGGAACGCGCCGUCUUCUAUGAAACACGAUGGGCGCAACAUCGAUAUGAGUACUGCCAAUGCCAUUGCUACCACAUCCGAUGAGACGUACGUCUUCGCCAUCUGCUUGAACCACACUUUAAAGAUUUGGAAUCUUGCGACGAACAAAUUAGCUGCCACGAAGGACCUUCUCGGCCGCCCAAUGGAUCCCGAUGCCGUACCGUAUACCUUGAAUCCCGCCGAAACCUCUUUCAUCCGGGUUUUCAAUGCUGAGAGGGCGUUGGAUGGGGCAAAUCGCUUUUUUGUCGUGACAUACUCUCCCUUUGAAGAUGGACGUUUUAAGUUCUGGGCUGUCAAGGGUGGCUUAACAUCCGAGCUUGUCAUUGAGGAUCUAUUUGCAGACGCUGUGUUCCGCCCGGUGGACCCCGACGUCACAGGAAACAUGUUUUGGAGCAUUGCCGACUUCCAAGUCAAACCGGCGGAAGAGGGCAAGGGAAUGGAGCUGUGGGUUCUAUGGAGGAACCAUGGGCUUUAUCAGCUCUAUACUCUUCACUUUGACCUUCAGACCUUAGAGGCCGACUGGUCUACGAAUUGGGUAUCAACAACAUUUGAAACGCACCGACAGGAGCAGCUACCCGCGGCGACACUCGACGAUGUCGUGGAUCCGACUGAGAAGUGGCUCGCUUACCUCUUACACCCAAAUCGUUACCUCCCUGAAGUCCUUGAGACGGCCCUUGCCAUCUACCAAGAGGCUCUCAAACCCCUUUCGUCGGUCUCUUCCGGAGUUUUGAAGAGAGAUGUGCCGCUUCCAGAAAGGCUCUGUUCUACUAUUGCCGCUAUGGUGUCCUUGCGCAAGUACGCCGACGAUGAAAUGGACUACUCUCGAUACCGAGAGGAUACAGAUGCAAAGUGGCGCCAGUUCUGGCAAGUUGCGGAGGACCUCAAUAAACGCAGAUUUGAACCUGUUUCCCUUGAAUACGACACCUACCUCGAAAUGCCUUGGCUUCUUCUCACGGAUGCGUGUGCUGUGAUUCGCGAAUGCAAUACAGCCGAGCUACUUCUACACAAUUCCAGCUCUGAACUCAGUGCUGAAUUCCCCAAAAUAAAGGACCGCUGGAGACAUCGCAACCUUCACGCCGAGCUUGGUGGUUUGUUCGAGCAAGCAUCUUCCUUGGUCAAAGUCGCAGCCGAUUUCAGAAAGAAGUUUUCUCCAGAGCUUGAUGCGGCGUGUCGGGCCGCUGUCGAAGUUGAAGUUUUCAACGAAGCAUCCUCGUCUAUCGCUGACCGUAUGGACAGCUUCCGGGAACGAUGUGAGUUUGGAGAUCGAAUUUCCAAUAAAACUUUUGAUAGUCUGGUUGCUGCACUCAAUGAGUAUCUCGAUGCCGAAAACCUAUCUGGGGAUGCUUUCUACGCAAUUAUUGAUACAGUUCCUCUCGGCUUCCAUGGAAAGGAUUCAGAGCUGCUUUCAACUUAUUUCGGUUCUCGGAUCGCUGUCAGUGGCGCACUAGAGACAAUUCUUCUCACCCGUCAGAUCCUCUACGAUCUCCUGAUUCUUGUCACUUUUGUGGAUGGUGAAAUUGAACAGGGCGAAACUUCUCAAUUUGAUGCUGCUAAUCUAUUUGCUACGCUCAUUGAUCUUCUUCGUGAAUAUGAAAUGAUGUACUGGCUCAGUUCCAAUGUUCGGAAAUGUCCUGAUCGCUCUACCAGAUCAGGCGGAGAUGCCUCAACGCCGGUUUUCUCAUUGAAGGACACAAAAUCCCAGACUAAGAAUAUCAGGACUGCGACCAUUUUGGAGGAUCUUUUCGUCACGGACAUUAAGCCUCGACAGGCUGUUGGGCUGCCACAGAGUUAUACUUUGACUCUCGGGAUUCGGGAUGUCCUUGCCUGGGUUACAAGACAAGGCGAAGUGGCCUAUCCAAACGCCUUGGCCUACAUUCAGUGCGACCUUAUUGCUAAGAACAACAUUGACCUCGCAUGGGAUUUCCUUCGCUUCCAAGCAAGCACUUCCUGGGCGACAUAUGUCAAGGGCCGCUUGCAUGUGGCAAUUUCCGAAUUCGACACUGCAGCCAUUUACUUCCGAAAGGCUGCAUAUCUUCUGUCGUGUGGCAAACCUUUGGGUAACCUGCACGAAAUGUCGUCGACCCUUCUCGAUCUUGUUUCCGUGAACUGCUUCCACAAUGGUGUUCCAAAAUAUUACCAGCAUAUUCUUUCUGUUUUUGAGCAAGUGCGCUCCUUUUCUCACGUCGCGGAUUUCGCUAGCCUGGCGCUGCAGGCCCUCGACUCAGAAGCAUGGGCUGAGCACGAUCCUGAGUACACGAGCAUGCGGACAGAUCUGCUUUCGCGACUAUUCCAUGCAUCGCUCAAGACCUGCCAAUUUGACCAGGCCUACUCCGCCCUGGCUCGGUACCAGGAUCUUGCGCUGCAGAGAUCCGCACUCAACUCUCUCGUCUCGAACGUCCUGUCUGUAUCUGGUCCUGGUACCGCUGGUUUGAAACAGAUCCUUCGCUUCCCUACCGCACUUGUGCCCAAUAUCGCCUCUCACAUCGAUGAUAUUCUCGUCUCUCUCGCCCGAAAACAGGGUACAUUCUCGUCAUGGCUUGAUGUUGACACCGAGGGCGAGAGUUCUCCGGAUUAUCAUCGCAUUCUGCAAGCAUACCGCAUCGCUCGCAACGACUAUCGUGGUGCUGCCGAAAUUGCGUACCAGAAUGUUCAACGCCUGCGCCAAGCCAGAGAUGCACCCUCGUCCGUCCUUGUCCGCACGGCUAAGAAGGAAGCCGAAGAAGCCGGAGUACCAGAAGACGAUGCAGAAAGCAAGGAAAUUCGCCACGAGCUCUUGUCGCUGAUCAAUCUUCUUGCCUCUGUUGACAAGAGUGAAGCUUACAUCCUUGUCGAUAAUGGACCACUUGCAUCGCACAAAGCAGCAUCUCCACAGCAGCGACGCACCAGCACCCAGGCAGAUGAUGACGGCAACGUCUUCAUGGAGGAUGCCGAACCGGGCACUCCGACUCCGUUCGGAGCUAGGCGCAGAUCAACCUCUAGUGUCGGCUCGAUCACAUCCGGUCGCAGAGGCAGCCGAUCGUCGGUUAGUGGCGGACGCGGCAGCGUAUCAUUCAAAACGCCCGUCACUGAAACGCCCCAGGAACGGGUUAUCGUUACUCUGGAUCAUCUGCGUCGCGAAUAUCAAUCCGAACUCGAUCGAGUGAGUCGGAUUGAGCGCGGCGAUUGGGAGUUUGGUCUUCUGGGCGAUGAGGAUGAAGACGUUGAUAAUGAUGAAACGAUGGUUCUUUCAUAA